AGCUGCCGAACAUGGAAGUUCUAGAUGGAGGCGACGUGAACGGGUCGGGACAGGCUGGGGAUGACAUGAUGCAGAUACAAGUCAACGAGAUAGAUGAGGAGAUGCUUGCCUACAUGGUCAAGCAGGUCGUAGUGGAGCAGACCAAACAUCACAGGAAGUAUGAGAUUUUCUUCUUGUGGGUGUUCAUGUGUUGUUGCUUCGUCACGAUCGCUAUCCUCCGGAAGCAAAGGCAAGAGCGCAGACUUACACAACGAUGUCGUUCCCACCAGUUGGAAAUCGACGAGGAUGAUCGUCAGGAAGAGGCACACGAAAGUCUUACGAGCUUGAAGAGACAGUGCAGUCCAAGGUGCAAGAAAGACAAUUGUGAUCCCACAAGAGAGUACUGUCCUGCGUUUCACAAGCAGCAGGAUGACUUUCAAGUGUUGCAUUAUCUGUCUUCGCUAUCUGGCAAGUUGCAGCAGAUGAUGGAUGAAAGUUACAAUCACGACUAUCGAAAGAAAGAGUUGAAGCCAAAACCACGAUUGAACUCUACUACAUCCCCCCGGCAAAAGACGGCAAUCGCAAAACAACGAACCCCAGUCUCUGGCAGUUGUGUUCGUUGGUUGACAACAUCUUUCUGAUUUUGCUUCGUCAUCGCCGACGUGCUUGUAUUUCUAGUUUCUUAUCCAAGGCUCGCUGUCGACGCUGUUGCCAUGAUCGCCUACCACCUUAUCAUCGCAGAUUGCAGCUGUAGCAUCAUUGUAAAGACCAUUGACCUGUACUAGUGUCGAUUAAACCCUUUCUGCUCC
Guillardia theta CCMP2712 is the source of this 788-nucleotide messenger RNA. RefSeq lists its product as hypothetical. The transcript has a single exon. The coding region runs from base 12 to 620 and encodes 202 amino acids. The record is from RefSeq and is a predicted model, not a curated record. NCBI's taxonomy places the organism in Eukaryota, Cryptophyceae, Pyrenomonadales, Geminigeraceae.